This is a messenger RNA of Sitophilus oryzae (rice weevil), 1642 nucleotides long. Its product is annotated as ciliogenesis-associated TTC17-interacting protein-like. The record is from RefSeq and is a predicted model, not a curated record. The transcript is spliced from 8 exons. Bases 62 to 1561 code for a protein of 499 amino acids. NCBI's taxonomy places the organism in Eukaryota, Metazoa, Arthropoda, Insecta, Coleoptera, Curculionidae.
UGUUUUAUUUGACAAUGCCUGACAGUGAUAAGGUAAUUUUCAAAAUUAAACUUCUUUAAGUAUGAAUUCUCAAGAUAAUAUUGAGAAAUAUCUGGAGGAUAGCAUUAAUGAAUAUUUAAAAAGUCAACAAGACAUAACAGAAUUUGGUUUUCAUUAUCCAGAUUUUACAGCUGAGGAUGAAGUUAGUGAACCUGGCAUCAAAAAAGAUUAUAGUAUCAUAGAAGAGCUACUUAAUGAUAUUUUAUAUGAUGUAGAUAGAACUAUUGUGUAUCAGGAGUUGUACAAAAAGGCUCAAAAGAAACAUCAUCAAUAUGCUCUAUUUGAUCUAGAUGAUUUUGUGCCUGGUUUCAAUAUUGAUAAUGAUAUAGCACAACAAAUGUGUUUUAAAGAGCUGCUUCUAAUUAGCAGUGUUGACCAAUCAGUCACUAAUAUCACAGACGGUAUAAAACCAACUGGUGUUGGAGGACUUUGCUUAAAAAUAGAACUAGGAGAAGGCUUGCCAAUGAUGGAUAAACCUCCAAAAAAGGAGACUAAAAAAAGUCUUGCAGAAAAAAUAUCAAAAAUAAAACAAGGACUAAUGCCGCAGGCUCACGAAAAAACGUCCGAACAAUCACUAGAAAGCGGAGAAGAGCGUUUGCAAAAAUACGAGUCUUUUCUCGAGGAAGAAAAACAGACAGUGUUGCGAAAGUUCGUCAUCCAUAUGUCAAGCCAGUUUGACGUAGACGGUUGCAACGCCGGAUCCAGGUUGGUGACUUGGGUCGAUCAACAACUUCACACCCUAGAAGAACGAAGAACAGAAUACAUAUAUGACGAAGGUGAAACUCCAAUCCAGCAAGUUCUAUAUACUGCUCUACAACAAGACAAGUACUACGUUAGGCACCACGCAAACAUCGAAAAAGAAUCGGAAACCAGAAAGUACUAUCCUUUAAGCAAAGCUAAAGAUUAUGUGGGCGAAGGUGCCAAUUUUCUUUUGAUGCGAUACCUCGCUAUAACUCGAUACGUGGGCACUUUUGAACUAUCGACGAUAUAUAUAAAUGGAAGCAUGUGUCGAAAUAUAUACGAAUGCAAAGGAGCAACACCAGGAUUUGUAAACAACAAUCCAGUAGAUAUCUGCAAGAUAUACAGGAUAAUCUAUGAAGAGUGCGGUUUGGUUCAUAUAUCUGUAACUGUGAUGACGGUAUAUGGGAUGAUAGUAAGUCAAGAAUGGGAAGGAUGUUCAUAUAUUAUCCAUAUAAACCCACUCAUUGCGACCGUGGGAAAACCAGUACCUUAUGACCAAGUAGAACUAGUGAAAAGUUGGCACACUGAUAUGCAACUGUUGUCCAAAUAUUUAGACUGCAAGGCUGAAGCCGAGCUGAAAAUGAAAACCUACUUGAAAGAUCACCCAGAAAUCAACGAUAUGAUCGGCGAUUAUAUGCAGAGUAUUUUAUUAUUGAAACCCGAAAACAUUAUGCCAUUUACCCUCGACUACUUUACGAACUUUCAACCCUUCAAAAUACCCGAAAAACAGUAUUUUUAUGGUACAAAUGGGGACACGGAUGGUAACGGAGGAUAUUGGUGAUUUACAAAGUUAUAUAUGUAUAUAAUAUAUUGUAUGUUUGUAAAUUAUUGCGGUAAAUUCAAAUAAAAAAUUUAUCUGGUA